Macroventuria anomochaeta is the source of this 2238-nucleotide messenger RNA. Its product is annotated as meiotically up-regulated gene 71 protein. Bases 1 to 2238 code for a protein of 745 amino acids. Gene Ontology annotation, molecular function: diphthine-ammonia ligase activity. Gene Ontology annotation, biological process: protein histidyl modification to diphthamide. Lineage: Eukaryota; Fungi; Ascomycota; Dothideomycetes; Pleosporales; Didymellaceae. The transcript has a single exon. The record is from RefSeq and is a predicted model, not a curated record.
AUGUACCAAACUGUGGGGCAUUCAGUCAUCCCCCUCUACGAGCAAGCACUAGGUAUACCCCUCUACCGGCAAGAAAUCAUCGGAAAUGCAGUAAACUCGGAACGAGACUACUCCACACCACGGUCCCAGCAAGAGCAGGAUGAAACAGAAGAUCUAGUGCCGCUGCUGAAGAAGGCGAUGCUUGCGCAUCCCGAGGCGAACGCAGUGUCUACAGGCGCGAUUCUAAGCACGUACCAGCGCACGAGAGUCGAGUCUGUAGCGAUCAGGCUAGGGUUGACGCCGCUGUCGUAUUUGUGGCAGUAUCCACUGCUGCCGCCGUACUCGCAGUCGCAGCUGUUGCAUGAUAUGGCGGCUGUUGGGCAGGAGGCGAUCAUCAUCAAGACGGCGUCUGGUGGUCUGGAUGAGAGGAUUCUGGGCUGGAAUAUCGCUGUGCAGAGUACAAUUACGAAGCUGCAGAAGGCUAUGGCGAGGUUUGGGGAGGAGAGUAAUGGUGCUGUUCUGGGUGAGGGUGGGGAGUUUGAGACGCUGGCGCUGGAUGGGCCGAAGCCGCUUUGGAAGAAGAAGAUUAGGAUUGAGCCGGGGGCGGCGGGCGUUAGUGAGGGCGGGCAGUCGGUGUUGAAGAUGAGGGCAAGUGAGCUGGAGGAGAAGGGUGAGGAGAGCGAUGAGAGGAGUGGAGCGUUGAGGAUUCCGGACAUGUUUGAUGAUGAGUUCAAGAGGGUGUUGGAUGAGCAGGAGAACAGUAACGACACACGAUCAUUCAUCUCAGAUGACGCGACACUCCUGAGCGAGCCUGUCGCUAAGACAUCAUCGACAUUCGACGACCUUUCUAGAAACGCAUCUACCGACACACCUACAGUGUUCACGUACUCCAACCUCUCCGAUACAUCACGCUCCUCCACCCCGAGUUCACCUUCGCCUUCGCGGCAACUGACAAAGAUUCUCCUGCGCCUCAACCAUGUCCUCAAGCAAUGGAACCUGUCACGCGCCGGCAUCAAUCACUGCACACUCCUCCUGCGCUCAAUGUCUGACUUCACUGUCCUCAACCCGGUCUACGGACAGUACUUCUCCGGCGUGAAUCCACCCGCGCGCGUCACCAUCUCAGUCGGCGACUCCAUGCCGGAAGGCAUCGACGUCAUGCUCAGCAUCGUCAUCGACAAAGACGCCAAAGACCGCAAAGGCAAGGUCGUACGCUCCGUUUCGCGGCAAGGUCUGCAUGUCCAAGGCAGGAGUUACUGGGCGCCUGCAAACAUCGGUCCUUACAGCCAGGCUAUCUCUGUCCGACUGCCCUGGGAGCCCAGUCAGUCCGAAGCCAGUAGUGGAGAGGUAGUCUACGUAGCAGGCCAGAUUCCUCUCAUCCCGGCAUCUAUGGCCGUCUACACCGAGCGCGGUUUCAAAGGCCAAGCUACACUCUCCCUCCAACACCUCUGGCGUAUCGGGCGCGCGAAGGGCGUGCGAUGGUGGACAGGCGCCGUGGGCUUCAUUCCCUCUGGUGAGAACCCAGAAGAAAAAGUCAAAAUCGCACAAGCGGCGUGGCGAGCAAUCCACAGCCCCUCUUCAAAACGGCCAGACGGCGACGAAGACGAAGACGAAGACAAUGAAGAUAAUGCCUUGGAUAUAGACCCCUGGGACCGCCGCAACACCCACACCGCCCUCUUCAACGACACCACCCACCGCCCACCUAUCCCCGAUCUCUCCGCUCUCACAACCACCCACGCCACACCCGACCCCUCACAACUCCCCAUACCGCCCUGUUUCGUGGUCCAGGUCGAAUCGCUCCCGCGCGACGUGGAUAUCGAGUGGAGCGCCACAGGCCUCACCAGCCCAUCAAUCUCUUUCAGCCGCAGCCCGUUGGCGCCGCUGAGUAUCACACAUCCGACAAAUGGGUCGAGUCGGUUCUACACGCUUGAGGUCCGGUCGGCGGAGGGUACAGAUGUGCUGAGGCAUUUGGGACAGGAGAGUGUCCAGGAUUGGACGAGCGCGACGCUGUAUGCUGGGCCGGGAUUUGGGUACGAGGACCAUGCAAAGUUUAGUCUGAGGGGGGUGCAGUGGGUGCCUUGCAAGCGUGUGUGGGGUGAGGGAGGGCGAGAGUGCGCUGCGGUGCUGGUUGGGAGGUGUGAUGGUGGGGGUGGAGACGGGGGGCAUGGGUGGCUUGGUGAAAGGGCUGAAGCUUGCGGGACGCGAGGUGAGGGAUGCGCUGGAGAGGAGUUAGGAGCAAGGGAAAGACGGCAGGGGAGGUGA